ACACGUGGUUUGUGCAGGUAAUAAAGGUACUUGUACAUCCUCAUUGCUGGGAGCGUCUACCGGUGCGAUUACAACAUCACCGUCACAUCUACAGGAGAGAGGCACUUUGUACCUUAUUACUAAGACAGACUUGUAAUAUUUCAGCACGAUGGUGAAGUUGAUUGUUGUCGUGUUGGUAUUGUUUGUGGGCGCCUGUACUGCAGCCACAUCCUACAAAGUAAACACCAAUAUGACUUACGUGGAGUUUAUGACCAAAUCGCUAAUGGCGUCCAAACAGGCGGACAUUUCCAAGGACAAGAACAAACUGACUGUAAUGUUCGAGGAUCUUCAACAGGUCAACGCGAAUGGUUCUACAAUUGCUAAUCCAACCAACAGUUUUGCUGAAGCAAUGUUCACGUUUGAAAAUGCGACGGACGAAUCAACAGCCCCGACUUCCAGGAGACUGGUAGGCACUGCCAACGUCUUUGGGGGAACUCUCAAGGUGUCCAUUGACGUGUUUACCCAGGAAGGCAAUGUCCCUGUGGACGGUGAAAACACGACAACAGUGAUGAGCGGAGACGUGAGAGUGAUGGUAGAGAUCAAGGGCCUUACAUUCGGCGACAAUGCUGACAAACUGAAGCUGAUGCUGAACAUAAAGGGAUCUGAAUCUCCGGAAAAGUCGACACCUGAGGGGACAAACGUGGUCGCCUACACCCUCGGAGACGGAGGCGUUGUCAAACUCUCCAAGAAGGUAAUGAAGGGCACCGCUUAUGAGCCUGUGACUCCAAUGAUGUCUGGUAACGCGUUCAACUUCAGCCUCCCUAAAGAUCCCUCCGUCACAUACAACUUCUUCCUCCAGCCGGCUAAAGCCGAGAAUGUUGAUGAUGGCCCCAAUGCUGCUGCUACAGUCGCCCCGCUCCUGAUCACGUGGGUAGUGGCCAUCGCAUGUAAACUUCUGUUUUAAAUAUAAUACAGUCAUUGUCAGACUCUCCGCCCAUCUGUCCCGUGCCUUACUUGGAUUGGGCGUUACUAAAACCCGUUGAAAUAUAAGCUUUAUAUACAGUAUGUUGGACAAGGGUUUACGUCCCCUCCCAUAUGCCCUGGGUAUUCUCGAAUACGUUUAUAUGCAAUGGUAACCCCAUGGUUUUUGACACACUCUAAAAGGCCAGAUUACAUGUAAUAGUAUACAAGUAGUGACCUGCACCUGUAUUUAAUGUAAGAUGUUUGGAAAUGAUGUAUAUAUUUCACGUCCUUUGGCCGUUUAAUACCACCCUCGGCACUGCAGGGACUUGUAUCAGUUCGUCUAUCUUCAGCUGUGUGUUUGAGUAUAUCUGCUCCUAUGACGGCCAAUGACUCGAGGAGUCAGACACUAUGACAAUAACAGCCUGGCUGGAAUCCUGUAAAUGUAGCUCUUUAAGGGACGCAUAUACCUUAUCUUAUGAGCGGGAACGUGACGUUUUCAAUGUGGCUAUUGUUUAACCUCGUCAUACAUAGAUGACACCAUGUAAUUCGCAAAACCUUUGUUCGGAGAAUUGGGAACUAAACAUAACUCUUUGAAUACAGAGGUUCUGCUAUAGACAGCAGACCUGUCUGUGGUUUCUGUAAAGACAAAAUCCAUUUUGGUUUACCGUUAGUUCUCACUAACUGACUUCCUGAUUUAUCGAUGGCACAGCUGGGGAAAAGCAGCCUAAACAAGACAAUUUAAAACAUAAAUCUUACCGAGAACAUUUCCUGUUGUGGUGUCUUUGAGGUUAAAUAAACGUUAUGUUGUGUUGUGAAGCUACUAUGUCGUGACUAUCUAUGCUUGUUGAUUAAUAUAAUUUACAUGAUAAGAAUUCAUUAAUUAUUGUUAACUUUCACCAUGUUUUGUUGCAUUAUACACUUUUUUCUUUUGACCUUUCUACACCAAUAAACAUUGUAUAUACACAUAA
Haliotis rubra (blacklip abalone) is the source of this 1910-nucleotide messenger RNA. RefSeq lists its product as uncharacterized. The coding region runs from base 149 to 943 and encodes 264 amino acids. The record is from RefSeq and is a predicted model, not a curated record. The transcript has 2 exons. Lineage: Eukaryota; Metazoa; Mollusca; Gastropoda; Lepetellida; Haliotidae.